Messenger RNA from Tremella mesenterica DSM 1558, 3687 nucleotides. RefSeq lists its product as uncharacterized. Lineage: Eukaryota; Fungi; Basidiomycota; Tremellomycetes; Tremellales; Tremellaceae. The record is from RefSeq and is a predicted model, not a curated record. The coding region runs from base 115 to 3219 and encodes 1034 amino acids. The transcript is spliced from 21 exons.
GUCAAGCUCGUCUUGGAACAUCGGUGGUUCUCAUGGAUUCCGCCGAAACAAACUUGGGCUCAUUGGAAGCCGGCGAUUAGGACAGCGGUAGCGGCAUGGCUCGGUCUUUUAUUCAUGCUCAUCUUACCCGUCGAACGGGCUUUGGGCAAUGCUGUUUACUUUAUCCUAAUGAUCUCCUUUCUCAUACCCGCUUCUCAAACCGUCGUCGAGACUCUCGAGAGCUGGACUUAUGUCGCUUUCUUUGCGGCUUUGUCUUGGGGUUGGUUGGCUCUGGGAAUCUUCAUCGCAUACACCGUACGCGACCCCGUGGACGCAGGUCGCUUGGCUACCGCCCAAAAGAGAUAUGCUUAUCUGAAGGAUAACGAACCUUUGUACCAAACCAUGAUUAUCAACGAUGGGACAUAUAUUCAAGCCAAGUCCGCCGUUGUCCUAGCCGUCUUUCUCGCCGUUGGCUCGGGCGUCCUACUCUGGGUGAAGAUGCGUACUCAACCCGGUCCAAUGACCUACCCUCUAGUGAUUGCUUGCGUCCUCCUCGACGUUGCUUUGACGCUCGCCAAUUUCCAACCUGGUCCCGCAUACACACUCGGUUUCCUAUUCUUCAAGCCGAUGGUGGUUCAAGGUGGCCUCAGCGUUCUCAGUAGCAUACUCAUCUUCCCGCAAUCUAUCAGCUCUCUCUUCAAAACGACCGUUCCGAAGACCUUGGAUCCUCUCAUACAUGCCUUGGGAUCCGCCGAACGACUUUUCACUCGUGCUGGCGACACCACCCUACUUUCCGAUUAUCCGUCCCUCAAAUUGAGAUCGCAGGCAUGGGCGGAAGAAAGCGCAGGUAUCAGAGAUGGAUUGAAUGACAGUCUCUCGGGGAUCGCUCCACUUUCACAACAACAGAAGUAUCUCCCACUUGAUAUCAGUUACGGUCGUCUUUCAAGCCAAGAUCUAAGACAGCUUUACACACUUCUUGUCUCCACUCAGACACGUUCCAGUGGUCUUGCCUUCUUCUUCGAUAUGGUCUUCCACAAUGCUAAACAUAGUCACAUUGACUCUUCUGCCUACUCUGUAUAUCAAGCUGCCCGAAGCGGCCCCGCGUCACGCGAUCCUUCCAUACACUUUAGCUCGGCGUCGGCUUUGGGUGACGUCGGAGCUGACAACGAAAGCGCACAACAGACACCAAGCUCAAACACCAAGCUCAGGGCCGAUGUGGGGAAUCUGCUGGCACCGAACUGGUUCCGUAGGACCGGGUCAUCAACGCAAACUCAAAGGUUGCCCAAAACGGAUAGCCGGACUUCCUUGCGGGACUACUUGAACAGUCAGCAAACGCCGGUCGGCGUCUAUGAGAGUCAACGUUAUGUUGAUAUAGAGCGUCUCUUCGCCGACCAUGGUAAAGGUCUACCAGAGCAUCUUGAACGCAUCUCAGUUGUCAGCUUACCCCUGGUCAUCGCGAGUCGAGAAGCGCUCGUUAAAGCUCGCGAUUGGAUUUUGCAUGUUGACCGUCUGCACGAGGUCGCUCCUGGUAUCACAGAACCAAAUAAGCUUUUGGGUGGAGUGAUCUCUACGUUGGAUAAAGCCCUCGAAGAAUUUCGCGAGACCCGUCGUGAAGUAGUACGACCUUUUCAACAUCUAUUCGAUCCCAUUUAUCGGGGUACCUUAAAACACUACCGUGCCCUUUAUCAGAACUUUGUUGCUCAAUAUCACCUUAUACAAUUUACUGAGUCCAUCGUUGUACUCCUUCGAAAGAUGGAGGACCUGGAAGUAGCCCGCCCACGCAAAAAGAUUUGGUAUCCUCGUCCAUCGGAUUGGCUGAGGCAUUAUUGGGAUAUCAACCAUCGUGAACGUGCCUCGGAGCAAGGUGGAGCUAGGGAGGAUGAAUCUGUGACCGCGCGUGAAGCUGUAGAAGGGAUACUCGGAGAAGCGAUCGCACGACAACCAGAGUACGAUCCAUUCAGGAAUCCCACUCUGCGGAGGUUGUCAACACUUUCAGCUCUCAUCGAUCCGCUUUUUAGCCGAAGCUUCAUGUAUGCCAUUAAAGCCGUUGUUUUGACAGGAGUCGCGUCCUUACCCAAUUGGUUCUCUGCCACAGCACCCUGGUAUCAGAGACAGAGGGCAAUAUGGUCUUUUUGCACUUACCGAUCCGCAGCCUUUGCAGUAUAUGCGGGAGACACGACCGCGGCAUGGGUAGCACGAUGUAUCAGCUCCUUCUGGGGCUGCUUGAUCGGCUUGGUUGUCUGGUACAUCGGUAACGGUUCGGGGCGUGGUAACCCAUAUGGUCUGGGUGCUAUAUGUGCUGUUGUCUUUCCCUUUCUGUCAUUCUUCCGAGUGCACUUUCCCGGCUCGGUCACCAUUGCUUUCUUGACGCCUAUAUCUUUCGGCAUAGUCAUCGGAUAUUCUUGGUUUGAAGGUUCUAUCGGUAUCAGAUCAUCGGCUGCACCUGGAUGGUCUACCGCCUGGCAUCGUUUCGUUGAUGUUGUGGUAGGCGUGACAGCGGCCUGGAUCUUUGCUUACAUCCCACCUGCCUUCUCAAGCAAAAGAGCCAUUCGUUACACAUACGCCCGUUCGAUCUCCGCCGCUGGAUCUAUCUUCUGUGACGUAUUAUCAGAGGCGAAUGGUCUUCAGGGUACAAGGGUGGAGAACAAAGAGUUGCAAGCCAAGAUCUUGGUCUGGCGGACCAAACUGAGUAAGCUUGGAGGGCAGCAUAACAAUGCAGCUUUCGAGUAUUCUCUCCGUGGACGAUGGCCGGAGGAACGUUACAAAAGGUCAUGGUUGACGAUGUUGGCACUGUUGUUGGCUGUAGAAGAACUUUUGGGUCUGUUAUCGCAGCUUCAUCACGUCUUGUGUCAGAUGGAACGGCCAUGGCGAAAAGCGUUGCUGGCUCGGACAAAGCUAUCAGAGCUCUUGUUUCUAGGCGACAUCCUAGCCGUCGUCAGCAUGUGUUCCACAUCGCUUCGGGCCGGUUUUGCUCUCCCACAGAUCACCCCCGCGCCUCUGAUUGAACGAUUUCGCAAGGGCGAGGUGCAGGGAUGGAAUCUGCCUAGUGGAUAUGAAGAUGAAGGGGUACCUUCGAUCGUGACGCCCGAAGUGCUCGAAUCAGACGAUUAUAUGAGAUACGCUCUGGGAGUGGUAACGGUGUUUGCCAUCCUGGGACGAUUGGACAGGAUAGUGGUCAUCUGCAAGACACUCCUUGGGGAAAGCUAUCACAUUUCAGGGUUGCAUCUCGAGCAACAUUAGGAGAUGAGUUGGGGGGUUAUGGUGGGGAAAAGGUCUGGAACGGACAAAGGACCUCCUUUACCUCUUUGGGACGAGGCUCGGCCAUGGUCUUUUGACCUUCGCUUGUCCCCGCUCGCGACUAUGUUAUCAUCAUUCAUCAUCAUCACAAUCACACAAAUUCCAUUGCUACCCCUUCAUCUCAAAAUCGUACUCACUCAUCUCUUGGCCACCACCUUUCAUCUCGACUCACUCUCUAUAUCGAUCAUGAUACCCACUACUCGUACACAUCUUCUACCACCCUUGCACGCUCCACUCUCUUUAACAAAUGGCGGUCUCGCCUCCGUACCCUUCCCAUAACUCGACCACCCGUGCUUUGUCGCAUUUGCCUUGAGAACAUUCCACCAGCCUGCCUCCUUUAUGUCUCAUCGUGCUCGCGACCCCUUCGAAGACCGACGAUCACUCCUUUGAUAUCCUCAAACGGGCGGCCGC